This is a messenger RNA of Andrographis paniculata, 1052 nucleotides long. RefSeq names its product ESCRT-related protein CHMP1B-like. The coding region runs from base 155 to 766 and encodes 203 amino acids. Gene Ontology annotation, cellular component: multivesicular body; ESCRT III complex. The record is from RefSeq and is a predicted model, not a curated record. Gene Ontology annotation, biological process: late endosome to vacuole transport; endosome transport via multivesicular body sorting pathway; protein transport. The transcript has a single exon. Lineage: Eukaryota; Viridiplantae; Streptophyta; Magnoliopsida; Lamiales; Acanthaceae.
CCGCGUACAGCAGAUCACAACUCCAAACGGUCAGGAUAUUUCGUAGAAAGGGAACCCUAAUUGCGAUUUCUGGUUGAACAAUAAGAACACCGUCGUCUUCCCCAAAUUCCAUCGGAAAAUUGUGCGAAAUCUCGUUCCGAAAAAGUAGACAGACAUGGGGAACACGGAGAAGCUGAUGCAGCAGAUCAUGGAUCUGAAAUUCACAUCGAAGAGCCUGCAGCGGCAGGCGCGGAAGUGCGAGAAGGAGGAGAAGGCGGAGAAAUUGAAGGUGAAGAAAGCGAUUGAGAAAGGAAACAUGGACGGAGCGCGGAUCUACGCCGAGAAUUCCAUCCGGAAGCGCAACGAGCAGAUGAACUACCUCCGUCUGGCGUCGCGGCUCGACGCCGUCGUCGCGCGCCUCGACACGCAGGCGAAGAUGAACGUGAUCAGCAAAUCGAUGGGGAACAUCGUCAAAUCGCUGGAGUCGUCGCUCACCACGGGGAACCUUCAGAAGAUGUCGGAGACGAUGGACCAGUUCGAGAAGCAGUUCGUGAACAUGGAAGUGCAGGCGGAGUUUAUGGAGAGUUCCAUGGCGGGGAGCACGUCGCUGUCCACACCUGAGGGAGAGGUCAACAGCCUGAUGCAGCAAGUGGCCGAUGAUUACGGCCUCGAGGUUUCCGUCGGGCUUCCGCAGCCGGCGGCGCACGCAGUCCAGACCAAAAACAGUGAAACGGUCGAUGAAGACGAUCUCUCCAGGCGUCUUGCAGAGCUCAAGGCGCGUGGGUGAAUUGAACAUCUGAAGAAUCAAUCAUAUUGGUACCUAAGCUAUUAUUCUAUAUAUGGCACGGAAUUACUACUCCUUAUUUAUGUUAUUUGUGUCUUGUAGAGUAAACCUCUCAAUUUCUUUAAAUUCUGGAAUAUGCUGUGUAUAAAUUUGCUUUCUCGCUUUCAUUAAGCUCUUCUUUGAUGGGGUUUGGAUUUGAUUUUGGUUUAUCUAUUUGUUCUCGACACUUUGACAUGUCUUGAUGAUGUUUAUAUGGUGUUUGGUUUUGCUAUAUAUGCAUGUUUUAUGA